AUGCGGCUCCCCAGGCGUCGCAGAGCGCGAUCACUGAGCAAAGAGAGAGCUCGCAACUUUCGGCAAAGAGGCGAGGAGACACAAGCCAUCACGACUACGUCGGUGGUGGCCUUCUCCGUUGGUGCUUUGCUCGUCGUGUUCCUGUGGGCGAGGGCCGUCGGGCAGGAAGGAUCUAAGGAGGAGGAUAGCUUGGAAUGGCUGCGCUUGAGAAAACAGUAUCUCGUUAGCCAGCUGGCGAUUGCCGACUCCCAGGUGGCGCAGCUUGGGGGGGCGGACGAUAGCAACAACGUUCACAAUCCUGGGUUGAGCAACAACGGAGAGCCGCUAGCUCUUCCGCGAAAGGGGAGCGGAGGGCCUCAACGGGGCUCUGUUGAUGUGCGUGCAGGGGGCGACGGGGUGACUGGCGAGGGGGUAGAGGCGGAAGGGCACUUCAUCUUGGGGCUUUCUGCGGAAGGUUUCGGAUCUACCCCUGUGGAUGAGAUGAUGGCGAGAUACGAUACACGCGCUUGCGAUGGAUCGUUCGGGAACGGUCUGGUGGAUGCGUGGAGACGGACGGGGACGGAGUGCUGCCAACCCGCCGAAGCACUAGCUGACGGCCCGGACGCUUCUUCCAUCCACUGCCACUUGAUCCACCAGGAUGACCACCACGGCAACGGCGACAACCUGGUGCACAUGAAAAACGUGCAGCUCGACCUGGGAGACUUCAAGGACCAGGACGUGGCGACGAGGGUCAUGAGAGCGUACAAGAAUUCACAGCACGAGAAGCAAGCCUACGUGGGGCUCCGGCGGGGCGCCGUGAGGGGUACCUGCUCUCCAAAGGGGGCCAGCUGGCAAGAGAAAUUUUUUCCUGGAUGGAACGCAGACUGGACGACGAAGAGUUUCCAACCCGUGGACCAGUUGGAGUGCGAUGGCUGGGUUGAUCAUCCCGUCAUGGUGAUUCAGCGGGACACCUUCGCAAAUCUGUUUCACGACUCGGAAGAUUUCGUCAACGCCUUCCUGGCGAUGUCUAUCCUCAGAAAACGCCCGCGGGAUGUGCAGGUGCUGCUGACCGACCUUUAUCCGCGAGGACCGUUUUGGCCCAUGUGGGACAAGGUGUUCGGAGUGGGACGCCCAACGCUGACGGCAUGGGAAGUUGGGCUGGAGUAUGGCGAAUUGAAGGUGUGCUUUAGGGACCUUACCGUUGGCAUCUUUGGCCCCGCCGCUCCGACGACAAUGGCCAGGAUGGUGACCCCCUGCUUUCACACGGCGCUCGUCAGGGCUUACUCGGACUUCGUCAUCAGAGGCCUAGAUCUCCAGGGGAUGACGAGCUACGCGUCCCCUCCCUCGAAGAAGGUGGUGGUCACGUGGAUGGCUAGGAGGUCUUCCGUUCAGUGGCCCGAGCGAGCUUUUUGCAGCGAGGACGGGAGGGAUUCGUUUUUCACGUGCGAGUACUUCAGCCACCUCGACACGCGGGAACUGCAGCGCAAGAUCAAGAACGAGGCAGAUGUUGUGCAAGGACUUAAGGCCCUGGAGGGCGAAGAGUUUCCCAACGGUGCUGUCGUGGAGGUUCGGGACGCGGACUACAACCUCCUCAGCUUCGAGGAGCAGAUCAAGCACGACCUAGAGACGGACAUAAUGAUCGGUCCGCACGGGGCCGGAUUGUUCCACAUAAUCUUCACCCCUGACCGAGCCAGCCUCAUCGAGCUCCAGAUAGACCAGACCAAGGCCCGGAAGCACUUCAAUAACCUGGCCAAGUGGUCGGGCCACGGCUACAAAGCGGCGGGCGGGCCCAACCCCGUGAAUGUGGCGGACACAGUAGGCAUGGUGCGGGAGGCCAUCGGCGACAUGGACCUUUCCAGGCACUGAUGGUUUGUUUGGGGUGUUGGUUGGUGUAUCUGUCCUUGCUUGAUUUUUUUCUCGAGAUGAGGGUCGGACCCGGCCAGCACAUCCUC
This is a messenger RNA of Ectocarpus siliculosus, 1931 nucleotides long. The record is from the annotation of a GenBank genome assembly. NCBI's taxonomy places the organism in Eukaryota, Phaeophyceae, Ectocarpales, Ectocarpaceae.